UAAUCUAACACAUUAAAACGUCACGAAAAUAACAUCAGUUGUAUGUUAAUAUUUUACAUUGAAAUAAUAAACAAAAAUUGAUGAUAUAAAGAAAUUUUAGUAUUUGUUCGUAAGAUUUUUUACAGUGUAUUUUCUAGCUGUGCAUAUUUUGAUAAUUAACACAAAUCGUGACAAGUUACUGCCUUGACAUAUCGUUUCUGUUUCUUUGAAUAAUCAGUGGAUAAUAAAACAAUAAUGCGUGCGAUUAGAAUCCUAAUAAUCUGGCUGUCUUAUAAUUAAGUUAUUAGUAGUUGUACUACAUAUUAAGGCAUCGCAUCGCACACAUAUUAGCAUUACAUAUUUAUGCUGGUCUGCGUAGCAUCUCACCGCCACUGGAACAAUUCGCCCUGAUAGACUGAAAUAUUCACUCGUGCAGAUUAAGAACUCGCUCCAAGUUGGAGUUAAACAUUCACUUCUGAGAUUCCGAGUGGUAUUUUCACUACCGCUCUUUGAGUGAAUUUUCUCUUGUUUCGAGUGAUAUCUCGCUUCAAGAAAUUUAGCAAGUAAACUUUGCGCUUUAAGAGAUUCCGUGCGUAAUAGAAAUUUGUUGUUACACGACAGUACGAAAGCGAAUAUAUUAGCGCGUAUCGUAUUUUCUUCUUGUGUCUGCGUGACCCUUUUCAGAAAAGAAACGAGAGAAACGUUGGAGCAGCGUGCGUUUGCAAAAGUAGGUUGUCCGGACGAGGAUUUAGAACGGCACUCGUAUUCUCCGCCUAUAGCCAUUUCGCGCCUUUUAUUCUAGCCGUUUUCCCGAUUUAGAAACACAAAACUGAAAUUCCGGAGUGUACACUGUGUAUGUCGGGAUUUCAGUUUGAUACUCAAAGGUAGCAGGAGGAGGAGGUGGCAAGCGAAUAAAAAAACAUAAAUUGAACACGUCGUUCAAGAAUGCGUAUAGUUUCUGCAAAAAUAUGCUAAUAUUUCUAUUGUCCGCAUGAAAAUGUAUGGUAUUCAUAUACAUAUACAUACACACACAACACAGUUGAAUAACAAUAUAUUUUUACUUUAACAUCACAUUCUUAUAAUUUAAUUUACUUUAUUUAUAUUACAAUAAAAUUUUACAUAUAUUUUGAAUACUUAGGGUAGAUUUUUUAAUAAUAAUUCAAACUUGGAUUUAAGCUUUGUUUAAAUUCAUCAAGCCACAUUGUUUAGAACUUAAAUUUAAGUCUGAGUUUAAUUUGCUGUUGAAAAAUUGUUCCUUAAAGUACACGUAUACAAAGAUUAAGAUUUUUGUCAUUAUUUUUUACUAUCUUUUUCUUACUAAAAUUUUAAUUAAAUUUUAAUUAAAAUUACAAUUUUUAACAUCAUGUAUUUCUAUAACAGCACAGUUUAAAGUACUCUCAUGUAACAGGAUGACGUUAAAUGAGGUAUUAUUGAUGUAAAAGUUGUCAUGAAUGCGUCAUUAAACGUCAUUUAACGUCAUCACGUUUGGAUUUACGAUUCAAAGCGGAAUAAUUUUUGAUCUAGACUCUGAAUUAAUGUCAAAAUAUUUGUGAUCACUUUUGGAUGCAAUAUUGAUUAAUCCCUAUUUUCGUUGAAAUUUUUCCAUUAUUUUCGAGAUAUGGCCGAUACACGUUCUCACGAUUCACGCUGCUAUUGCAGUUUUAUUUGGCGAAUUUUUUCCCGUAGCUACGUUGCAUUUGUUUUCAAAAAACACGCUUGGUUUAUGUAUAUGCGGUUAUACGAAAAAAAAUGUCAUACACACAUGAGUAUCGGUCUACAACCUCGCUUUAAGGUUUAAGUCGUAAGCAACUGACCAAUCACAAUCGAUUAUUCUCGAGACGUAAGGAGAAUAAUUGACUACAAAAAUAUGCAUAUAGACGGACACUAAUGUUGGUAGCAAAGAUACCUUAAGUAAAAUUGAAAAUUUUCCGCGAAAAUACACGGAGAAAAAAGAUUAGUUGAUUCACGGACAGUCAAUCGCAUUUCAGCUAAAGCAGCCAGAAUGUUUGAUUACGACUGAUUUUCGUUGUCUAACCAACUGAAUUCAGUUGUUACAAGCAAACAUUCUAACUGCUUCAGCUGAAAUGCGACUCGCUGUCCGUAAAUUAACCAAUCUUUUUUCCUAUGACAAACUUGAAGCGUCACACAUGCGUCACACAUGCGUCAAACGUAUUAAAUUUCACAUGUGCAACGCCACCGGAGAUGACACACAUGUUUCCCACCGGAGUUUCGUCACUCACUCUUAUACCGUCCCUGUAUCGAUAUCGUCAAACGUAUCGAUUAUCGCGACCGGGGCACGACGACGACGUCAAACGUCAGAUGGACGGAAGAGUCCUCCCGAGAUUAGAAGCUUUCACGUUUCGUCGUUCGCCGACACGAAGAUUUUCUCGAGAGAACGAGCAUCAGGGGAAGUCUGUAAAGACGUAUGAAGCGGCGUAUGACGUGGUUUCCUCGCUCCUCCCGGAGAUUAUCCGAUUUAUGGCAGUUGACAUUGUGGAGAAAGCUCGGCGCGCUCGAAAAGUCGAAGGACUGUCCUUCUUCGCCGACUGUCGAAGACGCGCCGGAGACGCGCUCCUCUGCGUCCUCCUACCACCCUUCGACAGACGAUGGUCCUUCGGAGGACCCUUGCUCACUGAGUCCUUCACCCGAGAAGCAGGAUCCGCCGCCCUGCCCUUGUCCCAAGCCGCCGACUUGUCAUCCUGACUCCGAUCCACGCAGACUCGUACUCUGGCGAACGCUCUCCCUCGUCGUCGCGUUGCCCCUGGUCGUGAUCAUGUCGGCGUACACUUAUGCACGGCAGCUGGAAAGAGCGAAGGAACCGAGACCGCCGUUUCUGAAUCUCCCUUACAUGUAUCGUCGCACUAAGCCGUACCCUUGGGGCGAUGGCAAUCACACGUUGUUCCAUAAUCCCGUGAAAAACGCCAUUCCGCCGCACGGCUACGAAGUCGAGGAUCCGAACGAGAAGUAUCGCAAGAAGACGGACAAUUAGACGGAGUGCGCGAAUACCUUGAUCCUGUUAGUGGCAGCUGGAGAUUACGGACGAGACGAAAAUGACGGCUCGUCUACUCGACACGCGGCAAUCGCUUUAAUUUUUAAUCGGUCCUUGUCGCUCCGCAUAGAAUGAGAGAGAGGGAGAUCGGACGUGAAAUAUUAAAUCCGAACAGAGAGAGAGAGAGAGAGAGAGAGAGAGGGAAGCUGAGAUCCUCGGUCGCAUAAAGUGCUUGCAGCUGCGACGAUAUUUAUUCGCUGGAAAUUAUCACGGAAAUAAUACGGGGAAGUGUUGCGCAUAAAAAUUUUUAUGUACGACAGAUCGCUAUUAAAAUUAUACUGUCUGCUUGAAUGUGUUUACACUGUCUCGAAUAUCUUGUGGAUUGUUAUUUUUUAUAACGAUUGCACAAUCGAAGCAAACGUAGUUCAGUCGUAACGAAUUCGAAUGAAGUUAACCCUUUCGCUACCAACGGGACAUAUAUUUUCCCCACCAUCAAUAAUAAUCUUAUUCGAUUGAAUAAACUGCUUUUUUGGCAUUUAGAACACAUUAUUCUAUUUAUUACUGUUGGGACCGAUACGCUUUCGCAAAAAUUCCAGUGGGACACUGUCCUAUUCCUUUGGCGUUAAAUAUGAAACUUUUAAUGUUUUUGCUAAAACUGUAUUAUAUUCUUUAUGUAUUGAAUGAAGUGAAAGUAAAGAAAAAUUGUACCUUUAAAAAACAAAAUUGAUAGCGAAAGGGUUCAAUGAACGCAACUACAGGAUUAUAUAGGACGAACUAACUGCCUCAAUUCUUUCAGCAACAUUUUCACGUUUUAAUCCCGAGCUUGUGCAAAACAAGUUCGAAAUUUCGUUCAACGGAGCGAUCAUAAUUGUUGACGCGAUACAGUAUUGGUCAUAUAUUGAUAUUUGUUUAACUCUCCAUCAGAGAAUGAUAUCUGAUAGAUGCGCUUUUGGUAGUUGAAAGAACAUCUAUAUCACGCAUACAAUUAUGUGUUAGUUCCAUUAACCUUUUAUCUUUGAACAAAAAUUUUGCAUUUAAAAUUUUUACAUUAGACUGUUGAUCUGAUUCGAUUUUUGUUCGAUUUAUUUGUAAUUAGCGCGACAGAAUAUAUGUAACCUUGAGAUUUAGGUACCUUUUUAUUCGAUAUUUUUUCUCAGUAUACGUAACUACCAGUGAAAGAUUCGAUAAAUGGUGAUUUCGAUAAUGAGAUUUUCGAUGUUUAAAAACGAAGUUUUAGGAAAUCCGUCCUUUGUGAUACACACGCGCACGCGAGCACACACA
This is a messenger RNA of Odontomachus brunneus, 4249 nucleotides long. RefSeq lists its product as uncharacterized. Gene Ontology annotation, molecular function: enzyme regulator activity. Bases 2405 to 2968 code for a protein of 187 amino acids. Lineage: Eukaryota; Metazoa; Arthropoda; Insecta; Hymenoptera; Formicidae. The record is from RefSeq and is a predicted model, not a curated record. Gene Ontology annotation, cellular component: mitochondrial inner membrane. Gene Ontology annotation, biological process: mitochondrial electron transport, cytochrome c to oxygen. The transcript is spliced from 3 exons.